UUCUGGGCUGCGGUGCUCGAGCCGCUGGGGGGAGCUGUGUGUGCUGCCGGGCAAAGGCGGCGGGCUCUCCCAGUCAUAUGACUGGGUUGUCUCCAUUAAUGCCUGCCUGGGAAAAGAAGGAGGUGCUGGCUCCAGAGGGGUAUUAAGCGCCGCUUCUCGUGGCUAGACGGCCGCUGGUAUGGAUGCUGUCACUGGCGCUGCGGUAGCUCCUCUGUCUGGACCGCGGCCAGCUGGGUGAUUUGUUGUAUGCGCGUCCCGACUCCACACCCAUGCUUCCCUAAACGCAGGCAGCAUCAGCAGCAGCAUGGCUCCUACGCUGCUCCAGAAGCUGUUUAACAAAAGGGGCGGCGGUAGCAAUAGUAGCAACUCGCCUUCUCCACCGUGCAGGGCACCCAAGGAAGGCUCUACGGUCAGCUGGUCCUGUUCGGGGUUUGACCUAAAUGACAUCCGCUUGAUUGUGUAUCAGGAUUGUGAGAGGCGUGGCAGGCAGGUCUUGUUUGACUCCACGGCAGUCCACAAGGUUGAUGAGGCAACGUUUCAGGAUGCCUCUGGGAAGACACUUGGUAAGUGCUGCCAAGCAAGCAAUGGGACCAAUACAAUUUCACCUGGUAGUCCUUCAGGGAACAGCAGACAGCAUGUCAAGCAAGACCUUCCAAAAUAUCAGUACACCAGACCGGCUUCUGACGUCAAUAUGUUGGGAGAGAUGAUGUUUGGUUCAGUAGCAAUGAGUUACAAAGGUUCUACACUGAAAAUCCACUAUAUACGCUCUCCUCCACAGCUCAUGAUGAGUAAAGUGUUCUCUGCCAGAGUGGGCAGCUUUUCUGGAAGUACAAAUAGCUUGCAAGGUAGCUUAGAAUACAUCAACCAAGAUCCCAAUUUAGCAAGACUGAAUUCUAAUCCAAAUGGUUUGGGUCCCUGUCACAAUGGAAGCAAUCUAGGUGUGUUUCAGCUGUGUAGCAACAAACUGCUGCACGGUGUGUCUGAAGGGGGGCCCCUCCGGCUCAUCCGGAGUGCUUCUUUCUUUGCAGCGCAUAGCACGCCUGUUGAUAUGCCUAGCAGGGGGCAGAAUGAGGACCGAGACAGUGGCAUUGCUCGAUCAGCAUCUUUGAGCAGUCUUUUGAUGACACCGUUGCCAUCUCCGAGCUCCUCUUCCAGCAGCUACCAGCGUCGCUGGUUCCGAAGUCAAACAACUAGUUUGGAAAAUGGCAUUAUUCCUAGGUGGUCAACUGAAGAAACAUUCAACAUGGCAGAUGAAAGUUGUGGCCUCAAUCCUGCAAUGGUCCGAAGGAAAAAAAUUGCCAUCAGCAUCAUUUUCUCCCUCCCAGAAAAGGAAGAAGCCCAGAGGGAUUUCCAGGAUUUCUUCUUCUCUCACUUCCCUUUAUUUGAAUCGCAUAUGAGCAAGCUGAAGAGCGCAAUUGAAAUGGCUAUGAUCUCCUGUAGAAAAAUUGCAGAAACUAGCCAAAGAGUGCAAGUUUACAUCAAUCGUGUCAUGGAUGCUCUGGGUGAAUUCAGAGUUACCAUCUGGAACUUGUAUUCAGUUCCAAGGAUUGCAGAACCUGUGUGGCUCGCCAUGAUGUCUGGUGCUUCAGAAAAGAAUCUGUUGUGCCAGCAUUUUCUUAAGGAAUUCACUGCUCUGAUAGAACAAACAAGCAAAAACCAGUUUUUAGCCGCCUUAUUAACAGCAGUGCUGACCUAUCACCUGGCCUGGGUCCCUACAGUGAUGCCAGUUGAUCAUCUCCCUAUGAAGGCCUUCUCUGAGAAACGUGCCUCUCAGUCGGUGAACAUGCUGGCAAAAUCACAUCCUUACAAUCCACUUUGGGCACAGCUUGGUGACUUGUACGGUGCUAUAGGUUCACCUGUCAGGAUGACAAGAACUGUAAUUGUUGGGAAACGCAAGGACUUGGUUCAGCGCAUACUCUAUGUUCUUACCUACUUCUUACGGUGCUCUGAACUGCAAGAGAAUCAACUGACUUGGAGUGGGAAAGUUGGCAAAGGGGAGCAAGCCCUGAAUGGAAGCAAGAUCACCACAGCUCUGGAAAAGGGAGAAGUUGAAGAAUCCGAUUAUGUUGUAGUCACUGUUAGAAAUGAACCUGCUCUUGUGCCCCCUGCUCUGCCCCCACAAAAUGUGAGCCCUGCUACUCAGGAGCACACAAGCUGCUCAGAGCCUGCUUCCUUGAAGGAAAAGCAUGACGGGAUCAAUGCCAAGCAGAGUUCAGAGGCAUCUUCUUGCUUGUCCACAGCUGGUUCUCCUAAAGGAAGUGUGGAAGAGGCGAAGAAGCGGGAAAGUGCAGCCACUUCAGAAGCCGGACAUGCUAAAUGGGAGAGUUUAACAGCAGAAAUGCCUGACCACAACCAGAAAGGUGCAGCAGGGCAGCUGUUUGGCAGCUCAUCAACUGCGCAGUGUCCUGAGAGGGUGAAGCAGAGGUACCCUUCCUUGGAAAAGGUUACUUUCCAAAUUGGAAGCGCCACCUCACCAGAAUCUGACUUAGGAGCCGAAAGAAAGGAGAUGGUUGCAACUCGGGAGACGCUCAGGGAUAAAAGCAAGCCUCAGUUUGUUGUCUCAAGUCCACUGAAUAUUCCCGGCCAGGCCCAAUGGGAGAAACCAGACUUUGCUUUUAAAUCACGUGUCAGGCAGAAAGCUAGCAAAAUGUGUCUUCUGGCUUCACCUCAGUUGUCAGAUCAGCUGCCUGUUGCUUCUGGUAGUGAAGUCAAUAUCAUAAAUGCAGGAAAACUGGAGGAAGCUAAAUGUACAUGUAAUGAAAACCUGGAAAGUGGCUCUCUUGACUGUGAUACAGGAAGUUCCACUGAGAUGCAGGGUUCUGGAGAAGGAGUUACUGAAGAUAUCCCCUGUGGGGAUGCGGGAAGGAAACACCCUUUUAGAAUGGAAGAGAACAUUCCUAGAAAUGAGAGCUCAGACAGUGCUCUGGGAGAGAGUGACGAUGAAGGUAGUGCAUCUAUUCCAGAUGGACAACCUCUGAGCUCGGUCAACAAUAGACUUGAGGAACUCCCAGAAGUGGAACUUGCUCUGCCAAGAUCCAACAUAAUCAGCAAUCAAAGCAUGAAGCAUUUUGCAAGGUCACUUCUGGGUGGCUAUUGUGCCUCUUAUAUGCCCGAUCUGGUGCUGCAUGGAAUAAGUAAUGAUGAACAACUCAAGCAGUGCUUACCAGCUGAGUUGAGUCAUGCAGUGAAUCAUCCAGUAUUAGAUGAGUCCAUUGCGGAAGCUGUUUGCAUUAUUGCAGAUACAGAUAAAUGGACAGUACAGGUGGCCACAAGCCAGAGAAAGAUGAUGGACAACAUGAAGCUGGGCAAGGAUGUCUUGGUGUCCAGCCAAGUGUCCUCUUUAUUGCAAUCCAUUUUACAGCUUUACAAACUUAACCUUCCUGCUGACUUUUGUAUAAUGCAUCUUGAGGAUCGGCUACAAGAAAUGUACCUCAAAAGCACAAUGCUGUCAAAAUACUUGCGCGGUCAUACAAGGGUCCAUGUGAAAGAACUUGGAGUGGUGUUGGGGAUUGAAUCAAACGACUUGCCUCUGCUGGCUACUAUAGCAAGUACUCAUUCUCCGUAUGUUGCUCAAAUACUCCUCUAGGAUAAAAUCUUGAAGACAAAAGUUGCCCCAAAAAGUGAGUGGAUUUGGGGGUGAAGGAUGAACAUGCCGACCAGGAGGAGAUGGGAAAUGACGAGUGACAGAAGUGCAUUUGGUUGCCUUUCCUCUUCUGUGAUUUACCUGGAUGCUUAUCAGUGGGAUUUCAGUUUACAUUAUGUAAAAGAUAUUCAGGUUUUUUUUAUAAAGUUCUUGGAAUAAACUAAUCAAGAAUGCAUCCUUGCAUUUUAAUAGACAAAAGGAUUAAGCACUAUCAGGAGAUACACUGCUUAUAAAUGGCUUUGAGCAAAAAAACAUCCACCACCAGAGAAUGGUUUUCAUACUAUUGCACUUUUCAGUGUCUUGUACUGAAUCUUUCAAAUGGGAUCUAUAAGCAAAUCUGUACAUAAGCAUUCCUAUAAUAUGUUUGGAUGGACAGGAUGAUGAGUAGGUGCAUGCACAUGCUUAUGUUCUUGUUACACUAGCCCUCCUUGGAAUUAGGAACUGGAAUUCAUUAAUCUGAUAUCUCCUUGUUGCAUAGUGGAUUUGUUGUUUUUUUAAAAUGGACAGAAGAAGCCAAAAGAUCUGCAGCUGUAUGCAGUGUUGAUGGAGGAGAUGGUUCUGAAACUGCAACCGUGUUGGCUAAAAGUGGUCCUUUGAAAGUAGGAGACUCGAUUGGAACCUGGCACACUUUCUAUCGCAAGCUUGAGCUGUGGCAAAUGCAACAUGUUGAAUUCUCUUUUCCUAGUCUUAAUAUGUAGGUCAUGCAUCCUAAUUAUUCUGUAUUACAAAUUCAAAAAUAGUGUGUGACAAACUUUAAGAACCAGUAUGAUGAUGAACCCAGUGUAAAAUCUAGCAAGCUUUUUUUCUUUACCUUGUGAAGGUCAGAAGACAACUUAUAGCUACACUAGACUUCAGAGCAACUUGCAAAUGAAUCAAAUGUACAGGAGGAGAAAUGUACAAGAGAAAUCCCAGGGUAUAUUGGGAGGGGUAGCUAUAGCAACAGUGACAUCGCCAUUUAUUAUGAUGAUUCGCAAGUGUCCAAAGCAAUCCCACAGAAUGCACUAACCUCUUGAUGCCUUUCAGUCUUGUAUGUCUUAAUUCUAAAAGAGAAAAUUUGCAGUUAACUUCUAAAUUAAUCAUAUCCAUCAUUUUUUUCUAUACAACUACAUAGUUGAAAUGACAGUUUCAAACAUAGAUCUUGGUUUCUAGGAGGUUCAGUAUAAAUGUUAACUACAGUACUUUAAUUUCAAGGGCUAUCUGUGAAUCUAGAGCAAGGAAGAGCAAAAGAUCUUUUGAAAGCUCUUCUGGCCAACACAGUACUGCUAAGGUUAGCCAAUUGUCCUAGUACAAUAUCUGUCUUGGAUUGAAAAGAUUGAAUUGGAAGUAGAAAGAGGUGUUUGUCAUAACUGGCAACUGACAUAAUGUGGUGAUGGCAAUUUGAUGCCAUGUUGUCCAAAUACCAGUUCAAUAACACAACACUUUUUUGUUCAAGAAAUCAAAUUUUUCAUCUUGUUUCAUUGCUGCUUGGUUCUUGCCAAUAUUUUCAUAGCAGUACUUAAUCAUACAGACCCCAAUUUCAGGCAUCCUUGUUACAGAUGCUAGUAAAUAUCCAUAGCAGUAUUGUUCCCCUCCCUGCCCUGCAAUCCUUCUUGUCACAAAUUAGCUUCAAAAAAUCAAUUUCACUCAGAAAGCUUUUGUUCUAAAUAGAUGAAGGUUCCAUUUCUGCAGACGGAUCCACAUAGGCAGGUCUUAAAGAAACCUACUCCAUGCUUGCAUUAAAGUAGAGGGAUGAGAUUCAUUAGCAUUCUUAUUUGAAUUACCUUUAAAAUUAUUUUGAGGACCCACAUCUUUUUUCCUAUUUAUGUAUCCUUAACUUGGAAUAAAAUAUUUAUAUUAUUCUUAUAAUAAUAUGUCAUGAUGCUCUUCACAACUUACACAAUGAGAGAUGGCCCUGAAUCGGGAUUCCAUCAUUUCAUAAAUGUAGUGUUCUAUAUUUAAGACAAAUAGAAUGUUCUCCUUCCCACUGAAAAAUACUACCUCAAUUAACGAAAUAAGCUGCCAGUAGCUGGCUACAAGUUUGUGUACCCGUUGAAUUUUCUGAAGGAUUGUGCUGUAGCACUGACAGAGUAAAAGUCGUUUCCAUGAGGAGUGUCAUGGCUCUUGUUACUUGUGUGCUUUAGUUUUGGUAUUUUUAAUAGCUUAAAAGGGAUAUGGAACUACAUGAGAGACAUGUGGAAACUGACCAUGAAAGGAAAGCUUGUCCUAAAUCUUCAAGAUUCCAAAGCCUUUUAUUUUUCUUGGUAUUCUAACAGUAUUUUGUACAAUAAAAUUAUUACGUGUUUUGGUUUCCUAAGUGGGAGCAAUUGUUUUCAGAGUUAGUUGGACCAUAUUUUGCAACUACGUAUGAGUGUGUUUUCCAAAACUGAUUUUAAAUCUUUGUCAAUGGAUACACAAAGGAGAAAAACAUCUGAUUAUAGAAAUUCCUUUAAACAAUUAGUACUAAUAUAAUACAACCAAGAAUAUAGCUUGAUAUCUAGCAUUAACAAUAUUAAUGGUAUUCUAGAUAUGUAAUUGGAAAUCAACAUCCGUUCUGGAGGGCUUGAUGCUUUAAUUUGCCACCCUAUUUUUAGUUGCCUAUCAAGCUGAUAGUAGCAAUGGUGGAAUAGCAUCCACACUUAAACAUCUGGAUUUUUAAGGGUAGUAACUGUUUUCACAAGCUGUAUCAAUGAACAAUAUUACCUGGAGUAGAUGAAGUAACAUGUAACCAUUCUAGGGAAGCGGGUGCGGGGUGCGUGUGCGUUGCUAGGAUAUGUUUUAAGAGAAAAUGCAAAUUGUGUGUUGAAUGGGUACCAAUGUCAAACUGUGGAAACCUCUUACUUUAGAGCUGUAAAUGUACAGUAUUGUGUGUCAAAUUCUUUGUGGCCUUGGUGCAAUAAAUUUUAUGAAUUUACUGUUAAAAUGGGGUUAUAAAUCUGUCAUUAAAAUAUUUCUUUCUACAGGGUUA
Hemicordylus capensis (graceful crag lizard) is the source of this 6587-nucleotide messenger RNA. RefSeq names its product folliculin interacting protein 2 (gene FNIP2). The transcript is spliced from 18 exons. NCBI's taxonomy places the organism in Eukaryota, Metazoa, Chordata, Lepidosauria, Squamata, Cordylidae. Bases 305 to 3586 code for a protein of 1093 amino acids. Gene Ontology annotation, cellular component: cytoplasm. The record is from RefSeq and is a predicted model, not a curated record. Gene Ontology annotation, molecular function: protein-folding chaperone binding; ATPase inhibitor activity.